Messenger RNA from Candoia aspera, 2232 nucleotides. RefSeq names its product chloride intracellular channel 6 (gene CLIC6). The record is from RefSeq and is a predicted model, not a curated record. Lineage: Eukaryota; Metazoa; Chordata; Lepidosauria; Squamata; Candoiidae. The transcript is spliced from 6 exons. The coding region runs from base 59 to 2053 and encodes 664 amino acids. Gene Ontology annotation, molecular function: D4 dopamine receptor binding; D3 dopamine receptor binding; D2 dopamine receptor binding.
GACAGCAGUUUCACCGGCUGCUCUUGAGCAUGCGCGCACCCCUCGGGCCGGCUACCUAAUGGAGAGUAAAGAAUGUGACCCUUGGGGCUGGGCAGGUCUUAGUCUUAAUCCCACACUCAGCGCGGGGCGGACAGAGUCGCCAUUGCGGGAGGGCAAGCCGGCUGAGAGCUCGGGCACUCACACCUGUCACCUGCGGUUGGCCAGUCUUUUUCCCAAGCAGGUCAGCAUGGCAGAGGAGCGAGGGUCGCUUGAACCGCCAGCUCCGGCAGAGAAUGGUGAAGAAGCGCUGAAGAAAGGCGGGAACGAAAAUGGAGCGCCGGUGGACGCAGACGAAGAGGAGAGGAAGAAGCGCCCUGCCUCCCCAGCCGGGAAGGGCGACCCUCUGAAAGAAGCAUCUGAAGAGAAAGCCUGGGAGGAAGAAGGCGGGAGCCACGGGGCGAGUCCCCUGAGCCAAAGCAGCGGAGAGGCGACCCCAAAGACCGAGGACGCGGACCAGGCGAGUUUAGCGGGGCGCCUUGCAGAGCAAGUUGGGUCAGCAGACAGUCCGAGAGCAGAAGAAACAACCAGCUCGGAAAGCCCCGAGGAAAAGUCUGAAAGCGACGCCUGUGCCGAGACUGCUGUCCCCGAGGAGCCUCCGCGGCCAGCGGGAGAGGGCCGAAGGGCAAGCCAAGCCGAGCCAGGCGACGCAGAAGACGCCCCUGAAGGAGAGGAGCCCCCGGAGGAAAGGAGCGCAGCUGAGCAAGAGGAGCUGCAAAUCCCAGGGCGGGAGGAGUGCGCCUGGGGUGAGAAAGAGGAACACGCGGAGGAAAAACGCCCCGAAGAAGAAUCUCCUGAGGUUGCUGAAGGAAGCGGACGAGAGGAGGACGAGGUAGAUGGUAACGUCCAGUCGGAGGAGCAUCGGCCGCCCGCGGAGAGGUCAGCGCCGAGCGGAGAGGAGACUCCUCGGGGAGACAGCCCUCGUAGCUGUACCCCGGUCGAAGAAACUCCGGCAGCAGAGGAGGACCUCUCUGCGGAAGAGGCAGAAGUAAACGAGGAGACCCAAGCAGCGGAGGCUGCCAUUGCGGAGGAAGCUGGCGCACAGGAUGAUCCUGAGGCGAGCGCCGAGGAAGAAGAGGAGCAGGAGCUGCAGCCCGCGGGUUCUGGGGCGACGGGAUCUCUGGGGGAGGCUGAUGAGCGCAGCAGCCGCGUACAGCAGGGCGAGCCGGUCGACGGACCCGCCGCAGGGGCUGAAGAAGUAGAUGCUCUGGGGCUGAAUGGCCUGCGAAGAAGGGCAGAGGAAGAAGCGGCUGCAGAAGGGGAGCAGGCGCCCCUCCAUGAGGCGCCCGAGGAAGAGAAACAGGAGCAUGACAUUUCUCUCUUCGUAAAGGCUGGCAGUGAUGGAGAAAGUAUUGGAAACUGCCCAUUUUCUCAACGCCUCUUCAUGAUUCUCUGGCUAAAGGGUGUUAUUUUUAACGUUACCACUGUGGAUUUGAAACGGAAACCUGCAGACUUACAGAAGUUAGCUCCAGGAACAAAUCCUCCAUUUAUGACUUUUGAUGGUGAUGUUAAAAUAGAUGUAAAUAAAAUUGAAGAAUUUCUAGAAGAAAAGUUAGCACCACCAAGAUAUCCGAAACUUGCACCAAAUCAUCCAGAAUCUUACUCUGCAGGAAAUGAUGUGUUUGCUAAAUUUUCUGCAUUCAUAAAAAAUUCAAGGGAAGAUGCCAAUGAAAAUUUAGAAAAAGCAUUGCUUAAGGCUUUAAACAAACUGAAUAAUUACUUAACUACCCCCUUGCCUGAAGAAAUAGAUGCCUAUAGCACUGAAGACAUCACUGUGUCCACAAGGAAAUUUCUAGAUGGUGAUGAACUCACAUUAGCAGAUUGCAAUCUCUUGCCAAAACUUCAUAUCAUUAAGGUUGUGGCAAAGAAGUAUAGAAAUUUUGAAUUUCCAUCUGAAAUGACUGGUAUCUGGAGGUAUUUGAAUAAUGCAUAUGGUAGGGACGAGUUCAUAAAUACUUGCCCUGCAGAUCGGGAAAUAGAACAUGCCUAUUUGGAUGUCGCAAAAAGAAUGAAAUAAAUCAAGAAUGUUUGGUGUCUUACAUUUCUUCUGUGAGUGUGAUUUUUUUAAAGAAAUCAAAAAGCAAAACAUCCAUUGAGCAGCAAGGUUUUUAAGUUAUGAAAUGGAGAAAUUUUCCUGGUACAAUUAUUUUAUCAAUCAUCUACUUAUUGAAAUGUAUACUGGGCAUGAUUUUGUGC